This is a messenger RNA of Miscanthus lutarioriparius, 687 nucleotides long. Lineage: Eukaryota; Viridiplantae; Streptophyta; Magnoliopsida; Poales; Poaceae. The record is from the annotation of a GenBank genome assembly.
AUGGGGCGCGGCAAGAUCGAGAUCAAGCGGAUCGAGAACGCCACCAACCGGCAGGUGACCUACUCCAAGCGCCGCACGGGGAUCAUGAAGAAGGCGCGCGAGCUCACCGUGCUCUGCGACGCCCAGGUCGCCAUCAUCAUGUUCUCCUCCACCGGCAAGAACCACGAGUUCUGCAGCCCCGGGACCGACAUCCAGACCAUCUUUGACCGAUACCAGCAGGCCAUCGGGACCAGCCUAUGGAACGAGCAGUAUGAGAAUAUGCAGCGGACGCUGAGCCAUCUCAAGGACAUCAAUCGCAACCUGCGCACAGAGAUUAGGCAAAGGAUGGGCGAGGAUCUGGACACUCUGGAGUUUGACGAGUUGCGGGGACUUGAGCAAAAUGUUGAUGCGGCUCUCAAGGAGGUUCGCCAUAGGAAGUAUCAUGUGAUCACCACACAGACUGAAACCUACAAGAAAAAGGUGAAGCACUCGUAUGAGGCGUACAAGAACCUGCAGCAGGAGCUGGGCAUGCGCGAGGACCCGGCGUUCGGGUUCGUGGACAACACGGGCGCCGGCGGCUGGGACGGCGCGGCGGCGGCGGCGCUGGGCGGUGGCGCGCCCGACAUGUACCACGCCUUCCGCGUGGUGCCCAGCCAGCCCAACCUGCACGGCAUGGCCUACGGCUCCCACGACCUCCGCCUUGGCUAG